UGCUUCGCAUUUGAGUAAAUUAAUAAUAAUGCAAAAACAAAAUGCUAAAUGUCAACGUCAAAUAAGUUUGCGUAAUAAGAAUUUCCUUAACGAAAUAUCAUUUAGCGAUUGCAGCUGAGCAGCUGAGCACUGAGUGAAUGGGAAUUUUUUUAGUGAAUGAAAAAGUGAGAAUACAUACUUAUGCACAUGUUCACAUGAAUUUAACAUACCAUGAGCAUACAUAAAUAAGUAUGUAUUUAUGUAUGUGUGUAUAAAGGUCUAUGUCUAUACAUGCAUACGCAUUUCCACCAAAUAGCUUUGUGAACUUGAAAAUACUGCUUUGACCUGUCUGAACUUGAACCUGACAAAUUGUACGUGAACGUGAAAAUUCUGCUGAUAACGCUAUUGCUUCCUGCUGCUACUGCACAUGCAAUUGGCGUCACAAAAUCAUCAAUGUAUCGGAAACUGCAAAUGUACAUGUGUUUAUAUGAAUUCUAAACUAAAAAUAAAAACAAAAGUUUUUGUUGCCAAUUUUUGAAGUAUCUCAGCAGUUCUCUUACAGCCAACUAGUCGAAAUGCAUUCGUGACUUCAAGCGCAUUCGCAGAAUUCUUACAACAAAAACGUGCAUGCUUAAAUAGCAACUUGUAAAUUUUGGUGUCAUUAAGUGCCGAACAAAAUAAAUAAAUAAAAAAAAAAAACAAACAAAAAAUCUAUUAAAAAAUUAUACUUAAUUAUUAUUGUGCAAAUUUGAGAAAUUGACUGCAGCACAGCAUUUGCCCAUAAACAUCAAUGUAUAAUGAGUAAGUCAACGGCAUGCGACACUUUGAAAACAAGUCAAGUCUACUGCCAGACCACACUACCCACUUCCAGUGAUAGCAACAAUGGCUUAGAUAACAGUAAUAAAACGGCAAAAGCAAAGUCACCAACAUCACCAACGGCGAAGCCAAAGAAAGUGCGUCGCGACAAAAGUGAUCUGGGUGAGAAUUUCAAAGCACCAGAUGGCGGUUGGGCUUGGUUGGUGUGCAUUGCAGCGGGUUGUUCGAACCUUUCGAUCUAUCCAUGCCUGCAGCAAUUUGGUUUCAUAUUCCGUGAACGUUUGAGUGUUUUAGGCUUAACCAGUUCACAAAUCACCACAAUUAUCAAUACAAAUCCAGCUGUGUCAGCGUGUACAGGUCUGCUAAAUGGACCAAUGUUUCGUCGCUUCACAUUCCGCCAAGUCGCCAUGGCGGGUUCGUUUUUCAUCUUCACUGGCCUAAUGCUGACAGCCUUUUGUGAAUCCUUUGUGGGUUAUAUGAUAACUUAUGCGCUUCUUUUCGGUUUCGGUGUGGGCAUCAGCGUUUCUGCCUCCUCGCUUGCCAUCAAUACAUACUUCAAGAACAAGCGUCGACGCGCCGCUGGCUUUUCAUGGACACUCACCGGUUUGGGCCCAAUAUUCCUGCCGCAUGUAGUCACAUUGUUUGUCUCCUAUUAUGGCGUACAGGGCACUGUCUUCAUAUUCGCUGCACUCUCACUGCACUCACUAGUUUGCGCACUCAUCUAUCAACCGGUGCGCUAUCACGCACCACCACCCGAGAUACCUGAAGCCGCAGGCGAUUCGGGCAUUGCAGCUGGUGAAGCGGAAUAUCUCUGUGAAUAUUGUCAACUGCAAUGCAAACGCAACGGCAUCUUUUCCAGUCAAUAUCUAUAUCAGGACGAUGACGAAGCUAUGCCUGGGUAUGAAAUAAUUGAGCCUGGCACGCCGAUGUUGUCACGCGCCAACGAUGGUUGGUUCGGUUCGAAGUUGUCGUUGGCCUCAACGCAUAGAGCGGGUGUACCACGCUUUCGCACCGUCUCCAGUUCGAAGGAUAUCGAGGGCAUUAACAGUCGUCUCAACCGUGUGAUAUCUGAUGAAGAACUGAGGACGACGGAGGUUUACAAACCGAACAACUUCAAACGUGAACGCGACGAAGUUUUGCUCAAACAAUCGGCUAGCAAUAGUAACUUUCGUACGACGCCACAUAAUGGUGGUGCGACGGCUCCAUUAUAUUGUACUUGUGCCGAGGAGCGUAUGCUACUCGAGAAGGCACAACUUCGUUCGAGUCUGUUGAAUAAGAAAUUGGAAACGACAGCGGAAGAGGAUGAAGAUGCUGUUGCGUCGGUGAAGAGUUUCACCUUUAUGCAAAAAGUGGUGGCAUUCUUCGAUUUGGAUUUGUUGCGAGAUUUCACAUUCGUCAAUCUGGUCAUUGGCUUGACAAUCAUAAAUUUCGGUGAACUCAAUUUUUCCAUCUUAACGCCAUUCAUAUUAAAUGAUUUCGGCUUCACCACAUCACAAAUUACGUCCGCCAUGUCUGUGCUGGGUGGAUUGGAUAUAAUCGUGCGGUUCUUCGUGCCAUUUGUGACGGAGAAAAUACCGUGGGACAAUCGGGUGUUCUUCCUAAUAGGCGUUGUUGGCAUCGCACUCGGUCGCACUGUUGUGGCCUGCACACGCUCGUACACCGUGAUACUCUGCACCUUUGUGUGGAUUGGCAUGUGCAAAGGUGUGCGCACGAUCUUCUGGCCUCUUAUUAUACCCAGUUGUGUGCCACUAAAGCGUCUACCAGCAGCUUCCGGUCUGCAAUUACUCAUAUCCGGUCUCUUUACAUUUGCGUGUGGACCAUUUGUGGGGCUCAUACGCGAUCGUUUCAAUUAUUCGAUCACCCUGCAUUUCCUCAACAUGAUGUCGUUUAUCGCUGCCACUUCCUGGACGCUAGAGGCGCUGGUGCGCCGUUAUCGUCGUCGCCGACGCAGCGAACGUAAACGAUCGUGCGUUACGUGACUGCUAGCAAGCGUUAUUGCCGGCAGAUGUCGCUCAGGCGAGUGGAGCAGAGACACAAACCUUUUGAUUGCCUGGCAGGCGUUAAAUGAGCAGUUAGUUAUCGAUAAUAUGUACUUUUAUAUAAAUUAAAUUUAAGCAUAAAUUAACUUAUUAUAAAAAUAAUUUUAAGAAUUUUCCUCUGUAAUAUAUGUAUGAGUGUACGUGCACACAUCAAAGCCAAAUCAUUGUUCGUUUCAUGGCAUAUAACCGAGCAUAUGUGAAUGUAACUAUGUAAAUAUAAAUUUAUAAAUAUAAUAAAAUGUUCCUUAGUCAUUCAAUAGUGAA
Ceratitis capitata (Mediterranean fruit fly) is the source of this 3098-nucleotide messenger RNA. RefSeq names its product Monocarboxylate transporter 9. The record is from RefSeq and is a predicted model, not a curated record. Gene Ontology annotation, molecular function: monocarboxylic acid transmembrane transporter activity. NCBI's taxonomy places the organism in Eukaryota, Metazoa, Arthropoda, Insecta, Diptera, Tephritidae. The transcript is spliced from 7 exons. Gene Ontology annotation, biological process: transmembrane transport; monocarboxylic acid transport. The coding region runs from base 777 to 2774 and encodes 665 amino acids.